CUGCCCCGCGCCGCUCCCUCGCUCCGGGGCGCCGCUGGGCUGGCAGAGCGCCGGGGGCGCCGGGCGGGAGGGCCGGGCUGCGGAGAGGCCGCGCCCGGAGAGGGUGGGCCGUGCCCGCGCAGGCGGCCCGGUGAACUGCCCGUGCCCGGGCAGCCGGGGCGGCCGUGCCGAGCUCGUCCGGUCGUUAACCGCACACACCGGUGCUCCGGUCACUCACCGCGGGGAUCUGUCCGUGGGCAGAACGCUGACUUGUUUUUGUUGGGUGAAUGACACUAGCACUUGUCGAAACUCUGCUUUGCUCUGUGUAGGUUUGUGAGAAACGUAGAUUUCCAAAAUGAAUAAAGAUGCGCAGAUGAGAGCAACCAUUAACCAAAAGCUAAUAGAAACAGGAGAGCGAGAACGCCUUAAAGAGUUGCUGAGAGCCAAGUUAAUUGAAUGUGGCUGGAAGGAUCAGUUGAAGGCACAUUGCAAAGAUGUCAUUAAAGAAAAAGGAUUAGAGCAUGUUACUUUUGAUGAUUUGGUGGCAGAAAUCACUCCCAAAGGCAGAGCUUUGGUACCAGACAGUGUAAAGAAAGAACUCUUGCAAAGAAUAAGAACCUUCCUUGCUCAGCAUGCCAGUCUUUAACUCUGACAUUCAUCUGAGAUACAGUUUCCUGUAUUACAUCAAUCAUGUUCAGGAUUGGAAUGCAGUUUACAUACUUAAGGAAGAAAAAUGUUUAAAUUUUCUUCGCACUGUAUCGAUUGCUUAAACUUGGUGUUAUUUUAAUAAAAAAUUUUGUGGA
Molecule: messenger RNA, 782 nt
Organism: Catharus ustulatus (Swainson's thrush)
Lineage: Eukaryota; Metazoa; Chordata; Aves; Passeriformes; Turdidae
Gene: ENY2
Product: ENY2 transcription and export complex 2 subunit
Exons: 4
Coding region: 335-625 (96 amino acids)
Biological process (GO): regulation of transcription by RNA polymerase II; poly(A)+ mRNA export from nucleus; positive regulation of DNA-templated transcription
Cellular component (GO): DUBm complex; SAGA complex; nuclear pore
Molecular function (GO): chromatin binding; transcription coactivator activity
Source: RefSeq, a predicted model, not a curated record